Molecule: messenger RNA, 547 nt
Organism: Phytophthora nicotianae INRA-310
Lineage: Eukaryota; Oomycota; Peronosporomycetes; Peronosporales; Peronosporaceae
Exons: 2
Coding region: 110-547 (145 amino acids)
Source: RefSeq, a predicted model, not a curated record
CGUCGCUUUGAGAGCUGAGCCGAGCUUCAGAAGGCCUAAACAUGUUUUGUCAUUCCUCAAUUUUCGCUGUAGACGACAAUCCAGCUACCACCCAAACUAUUGACCAAACAUGCUGUCCAAGUUUGUCUUGCCCGUGUUAGCGCUGUCGGCGCUGGUCACGCACAGUGCUGCUGUCAUGGAUGAAGGUGUUCACCUAGGCGAGGCUUUCGGCGGUCCCCACGGCACCAAGUACUCGGACGUGGACCUAAUUGGUCCUGGACAAACCGUGAAGGCCAUCACGAUCCGCGCUGGCGAACGCAUCAACGGUGUCGGCAUCGAUUUCACCGAUGCCACAAAGUUGAUGACCACCCUAUACCAUGGCGGGCCUAAGGGCAAACCACGUGUGCUCACCUUAGUUCGCCACCAACAAGGGCAAUCACAUCUCUGGAGGCAACCCCACGAAGGACAAAGGAAGGGACACUGCACCCGAGGGCUAUCAGCUAGGUGGUUUUGCUGGUACCUGUGGAAGGGAGCUCGACUCUGUGGCUGCCGUUUGGACGAGAAUUGA